Electrophorus electricus (electric eel) is the source of this 1969-nucleotide messenger RNA. RefSeq lists its product as uncharacterized. Gene Ontology annotation, biological process: G protein-coupled receptor signaling pathway; neuronal signal transduction; rRNA processing. Gene Ontology annotation, cellular component: plasma membrane; preribosome, large subunit precursor. Gene Ontology annotation, molecular function: G protein-coupled ATP receptor activity; rRNA binding; neurotransmitter receptor activity. The record is from RefSeq and is a predicted model, not a curated record. NCBI's taxonomy places the organism in Eukaryota, Metazoa, Chordata, Actinopteri, Gymnotiformes, Gymnotidae.
CGCAUGCGCAUGUCUACCAUGCUUUAGCGCACGCCGUGGCUAGCUAGCUCGUUAGUAGUAAGGCUACUGAUGAAGAUGUGGUUUACUAGAUUACAAAAAUAUCUGGUACACAGAAAGACGAUUUAGUGCGAGUGUAUGUAUUCUUCCAAAUAGUUACAACUUUGUUAUUCAAUAGAAGAGAUGGGGAAAAGCAAGACUAAGAACCAGAAGAAGGCCCGUACAGCGUCCAGCCGCGUGGCCGAGGGGGCGUUCGGCAGCGUGCCGCACUCCUUCGUGUUUCACCGCGGUCAGAUCGGCAGGAACGCGGCGCAGCUUGUCACGGACAUGCGUCGCGUGAUGGAACCUUACACCGCGCGCUCUUUGAAGGUUCGAAAGAAAAACGUCUUGAAAGAUUUUGUGACCGUGGCAGGACCGCUUGGAGUCUCACACUUUCUUAUAUUCACCAAAACCCCCAACAGUAUUAAUUUAAGACUGGCACGACUUCCCAAAGGUCCCACUCUCCACUUCCGGGUUACUAAGUAUUCCCUCAUCAAAGACGUGAUUUCCUCAUUGAAGAGGCACAGGAUGCACGGACAGCAGUUUACGUACCACCCGCUGCUUGUGUUGAAUAACUUUGGUAUAGAGGGCAUGCAUGUCAAGCUAACAGCCACCAUGUUUCAGAACAUGUUUCCCUCCAUUAAUGUGCACCAGGUGAACCUCAACAACAUAAAGAGAUGCGUACUGGUCAAUUAUGAUCCCGCAUCUCAAGAAAUCGAGUUUCGUCAUUACAGUCUGAAGGUGGUCCCGGUGGGCAUGAGCCGAGGGGUGAAGAAGAUCAUACAGGAGAAGUUCCCCAACAUGAACAAGUUGGAAGACAUCAGCGAUCUGCUCCUGAGGGGGGUGAAUCUGUCGGAGAGCGAGGCCGAGCAGGACGGCGAGCACAACAUCACGGAGCUGCCGCAGGUGUACGCCGGCCGCGGGAACAUGCAAUCCCAGCAGAGCGCUGUUCGCCUCACUGAGAUUGGCCCUAGAAUGACCCUGCAGCUGGUGAAGAUUGUGGAGGGUAUGGGAGAGGGAAAUGUGAUCUAUCAUUCUACUAUCACAAAAACGGAGGAGGAGCUUCAGGAGAUCCUGAAGAGGAAAGAGGCCCGUCUGAAGGAGAAGGCCGAGCGCAGAAGGACUCAGGAGCACAACAUAGCCUUGAAGAAGGAGAAACGAGAGGAUAGCAGGAAAAAGAGUCUGGAAGGUAUGAAGAGGAAAAGACAGCAGGCAGAGGUCGUGUCCGAUGAGGGUGAUGUGGAGGAUCCUGGAAUGCAGGAGGACCAGGUGGCAGCUGAGGAGUCAGAAGAUGAGGCAGAGUACUACAGACAGGCCGUCGGGGAGGAACCUGAUGAAGACAUGUUCCCCUCUGCAAAAAGGAAGCGAACUUCAGCUAUCUCGCCCAGGCCUUUCAAAAAAAGGAAACCUGAUUCAAAAGCGUCUGGUGGAGCAAAACAAAGUCCCAAGUCUGCUGGGAAGUCAACGUUUGGUGCCAAAUGCCCUGCGGGCAGGAGGCUUGGAGGGAAGAGAAUCAGUAGAUUUAGCGUAAGAAGCAAAGGGUUCGGAGGUAGAAAAAUGGGGGAAGCUGAGAAGAGGUUUGACAGGAGCAAAGCUGGGAAGACGUUUGGAGGAAACCAAAAGGAAAGGUCAAGAGGAAAGAAUACUGGGCCCCAGACUUCAAAGAUUAAAGGACAAAGAUCAAAGAUGGGUUCAGGAUUUAAGGCAGGCCCACGCAGCGGUCGAGCAAAGCAGAGCUCGAAACAGAAGGGCAAGAGGUGAACAACUGAACUUCUCCAACUAUAACUAUGCCAGCAGAAUAUAUCCUUGUCUAAUUGAAGCAUGUGACAUGUUCUUCUCUCAGAUAUGGUGAAAGGUUGUCAAAAUGUACUUCUGCAUUGUACAGAAAAAGGCAUGUAUCUUACAUUUACUGCAAAUAAAUACUUCUGUAGAA